Molecule: messenger RNA, 6871 nt
Organism: Electrophorus electricus (electric eel)
Lineage: Eukaryota; Metazoa; Chordata; Actinopteri; Gymnotiformes; Gymnotidae
Product: G-protein coupled receptor 161-like
Biological process (GO): G protein-coupled receptor signaling pathway
Cellular component (GO): plasma membrane; recycling endosome
Molecular function (GO): copper ion binding; oxidoreductase activity; G protein-coupled receptor activity
Source: RefSeq, a predicted model, not a curated record
UAGAAGAGACGGACUUUACCUGGAGGUACAGGUUGAGAUAUGAGGCUUCACUCUUGGCCAUGGGCUUCCAGUGCCUUACCACUCCUACUGUAUCUGGCUCAUUGUGUGGCAGCAGUGGAGAGACAUUACUACAUUGCUGCAGUUAACAUUAACUGGGAUUACACAGCUAAUGGAAAUCAGAGACAUGGAUCCACCUAUAAAAAGACAGUUUACAGGGCGUACGAUGAGGGUUUCAAACAUGCUAAGACUCAUCCCUCAUGGUUAGGGCUGCUAGGACCACCACUCCAUGGCCAGGAAGGUGAAACGAUUGUUGUCACAUUCAAGAACAUGGCAGAUCGUCCUUGUAGCAUCCAUCCGCAUGGCAUCACUUAUGGAAAACAGUCAGAAGGGUCCUUGUACUUUGACAACACCUCCGAGUUUGAGAAAGAAGAUGAUGUCAUUUCUCCUGGCAAUGAGCACACAUAUUACUGGGAUGUGACUCCAGAAGUGGCCCCUAAAGCUACAGACCCCCACUGCAUCACCUACAUGUAUUCCUCGCACUAUGACAUCAUCAAGGACUAUAACACAGGACUGAUUGGUACACUGUUGAUCUGUAAGAAAGAUAGCCUUGAUGACUCUGGAAAGCAACACAAUUUCCAUCAGGAAUUCAUGCUCUUGUUUGGGGUGUUUGAUGAAAAUAAUGGCUGGUACAGCAAAGGAGGUCCACCGCUUGAUGAGAACGUGAAAUACACCAUAAAUGGCUACACAAAUGGCUCUAUCCCUGGUUUGAGUGUGUGUGCCCAUUCUGAAGUGAACUGGAACCUACUGGGUAUGAGCUCUGAACAAGAGCUCUUCUCUGUGCACUUUAAUGGGCAGGUGCUUCAGCGGGGGGGGCACAAGGUGUCCUCGGUUGGCCUUAUCAGUGGUACUGCCACCAGCGCAGAGAUGAUUGCGGUCCAUCCUGGCCGCUGGCUCCUGUCAUCCUUCAUCAGCAAGCACUUGGAGUUUGGAAUGCAUGGCUUCCUAACUGUUAACAAAUGUAAGGAGUUUACUGCCCCAAAGCGAAGAAUCACCAUCGUGCAGUCACGCGAGAGCCAGGAGUGGACAUACUACAUAGCGGCAGAAGAGGAGGUGUGGGAUUACGCACCAAAUUUGCCUGAGAAUGUAGACAAGCAUUUCCGGGCCGCAUUCUUGAAACAGAGCGCAGAACGGAUAGGUAAGAAAUAUAAGAAGGCACUGUUCACCCAGUAUAAGGAUGCGUUAUUCAAAGAAAGGGCUGAACACAAGCAGAGGAAGAAGGAACUUGGAAUUCUUGGUCCUGUUAUCAGAGCACAGAUUAGAGACAUAAUCAAGAUUGUGUUCAAAAACAAAGCCUCACGUCCAUACAGCAUCUAUCCUCAUGGACUGACCAUUGAUAAAGCUGCUGAGGGAGCCAAUUACCCUGAGGGAGGUAAUCAGAGCCAUGCCGUACAACCAGGAGAGACGUACACGUAUGUGUGGCGAGUGGUUGAGGAGGAUGAGCCCCUGGAGCGUGACGCUAGGUGUCUAACCAGGAUGUACCACAGCGCAGUGAACACUCCAAAGGACAUUGCGUCUGGUCUCAUAGGCCCCCUCCUCAUCUGUAAGAGUCAGUCUCUCAACACCAAGAACGUCCAGCUCAGGGCUGAUAAGGAGCAGCAUGCCACGUUUGCCAUAUUCGAUGAGAACAAGAGUUGGUAUCUGGCCGAGAACAUUAACACAUACUGUGAAGAGCCCGCAAAAGUAAAACCAGAUGACCCAGAGUUCUAUAAAUCAAACAUCAUGCACACAAUCAAUGGUUAUGUGUAUGAAAGUGGCCAAGUCCUGGGAUUUUGCAAUGGCGAAAUUGUGACUUGGCAUGUGUCGAGUGUUGGCAACCAAGACGACAUCCAGACUGCUACUUUUUAUGGCCACACAUUUGAACUGAACAACAGAGAAGAGGACAUCCUUAGUUUGUUUCCCAUGACAGGAGAGACCAUUACCAUGGGCAUGGCUAAUGAUGGAAUCUGGCUACUGGCAUCACUAAACACACAUGAGACCGCCAAAGGAUUAAGAGUGAAGUUUAAGGAUGUUGAAUGCUUUAGAGAUUAUGUUAAGGCAGAAUACGGUGACUACUCUGAAGAGGGAAAAAAAGAUCACGAUUAUUUCAGUGUCUGGAAACCUAUUGAUGAGACAGAGUUAAAGAGAGAGAGAGAAAAACAACUAAACAACAAAAUAAGAACCGUGGAGAUUGAUGUAUACACAGAUAUGUAUGCAGAUGUGCUUGGAUUGAGGACGUUACAUAAUACAGAAAACAGCACAGAUGAUUUAGAGGAGCUUGAUCUUUCUUUCUUAGACCACGAUGAUGGUCUCGUCCAUAGAGAUAGUGGUCCUAGCCUCACUGCUAAGAUCCCAAACAUUACCCACCUUGGGGUAAAAUAUCCUGAAGUAAAGUUUGAUUCUGAUGACAAGAACUUGACAAGUAUGGUUGUCCAAAACACUAGUACAGAAGAGACAUUGCGGAACAACUCCAUAAUGCAUGACCCUAUAUCUAUGAAUUCUUCCACUAAUUUCAGUAACACUUGGUUUCUGCAAGACAAUGACAGAAACAUUACAUCAGUGGACAGUCACAAUAGAUCACCAGUGGCAAUGUCAUUGCUAUCAUCCCAUACCUCAGAGGGUGAUGGAGAGAAUGUGACAGAGAUAAAGACACAUACCAAGGAGUUAUCUGGGAUGAUUUCUGCGGUAGAUGAAGAAGAUGAUGACAGAUCAAGGGGCAUCUUUAGUUACAGUGUCCCUGCUCUUAACUCUCCCCUCAACAUUGCAGAGGAUCAAGACAUGGAAGACAUUGUGCUACUGGAAGGUAGUGAACCAUUGGAAAAUAUCACCUACUUGCAUUUAAAUGAACACAACAUCGUAACUACAGCACUUCCCAUCAAUACCACUCCAGAGCAGCUAAGUGUUACUACUCUAAAUAUAAUGAAUGAGGAGGUCCAAGUAUUAAAUACAACCAAAAUGAACUCAACAUUAUUGAGUAAGAUGGUUCGGAAAUUAAAUACCACCCAGGUAGACACAGAACAUUCCAGUAAGGAGGUUCAGGAACUCAAUAGCACCCAGUUAGACACAGAAUUCUCAAAUAAUGAUGUUCAGGAAUUCAAUUACACCCAAACAGACUUAGAGCUCGCCAGUGAAGAUCUUCAUGGAUUUAUUAUCAUGGAAGUAGACUCAGAAUUGUCGAAUAAGGAAGUCCAGGAACUUAGCAGCACCCAUCUGGGUGAGGGCACGGCCGUGGUGCUGGAGUCGGCCUCCAUCAUCAUCAUCGCUCUGCUCGUCUGCCUGGGGAAUCUGCUCGUCGUAGUGACGCUCUACAAGAAGCCCUACCUCCUGACGCCCAGCAACAAAUUUGUCUUCAGCCUGACGUUGUCCAACCUGCUGCUGUCGGUGCUGACACUGCCCUUUGUGGCAGUCAGUUCAGUGCAGAGGGAGUGGAUGUUUGGGGUGGUGUGGUGCAACUUCACGGCCCUGCUCUACCUGCUGGUCAGCUCAGCUAGCAUGCUUACAUUAGGAGCCAUAGCCAUUGACAGGUAUUAUGCUGUAUUAUAUCUGAUUUACCCCAUGAAGAUCACAGGAAACCGGGCCGUGGUGGCCAUUGUUUACGUCUGGCUUCACUCUUUGGUGGGCUGCCUGCCUCCACUCUUCGGGUGGUCGACGUUCGAGUUUGACCACUUCAAAUGGACCUGCACAGCAGCGUGGCAUCGGGAGAUUAGCUAUACGGCUUUCUGGGUCACCUGGUGCUGCUUGCUUCCCCUGGCAGCCAUGCUGGUGUGCUACGGGGUCAUCUUCCGUGUGGCUCGUAUCAAGGCGCGCAAGGUGUACUGCGGGAGUGUGGUGGUAUCCCGCGAAGAAGUCAGCUCGCAGAAGGGCAGCCGCAAGAACUCCAGUACCUCCACGUCGUCCAGCAGCAGUCGCAAGAGCCUCGUGCAGUCAGGAGGCCAGUGCAAGGCAUUCGUCACCAUCCUGGUGGUGAUGGGCACCUUCCUGGCCACCUGGGGGCCCUACGUGGCCGUGAUCGGGACAGAGGCGCUGUGUGGGAAGGACAGCGUUUCUCCACGGCUGGAGACGCUGGCGUCCUGGCUGUCAUUCACCAGCGCAGCCUGCCACCCACUCAUCUAUGGUCUGUGGAACAAGACGGUGCGCAAGGAACUGCUGGGUAUGUGCUUUGGGGACCGCUACUACCGGGAGUCGUUCGUCACGCGCCACAGGACGUCACGACUCUUCAGCAUCUCCAAUCGGAUCACAGACCUAGGAAUGUCCCCUCACCUCACGGCCAUGCUGGUGGGUGGAGCUCAACUUUUGGGGCCCAGCAGCAGCACAUGUGACACAGGGUUCAGCUACACUCAGGACUCUGCCACAGAUGUCAUGCUGCUGGAUAACUACUCCUCAGACCUUUCUCAUUCCACACACUACAGUGGCAUUAAGAGAAGAAGCUCUGUUACAUUUGAGGACCAAGUGGACCAGCCUUGCAAAGGAGGCCUGGCAUUGGUGCAAGUCACGGCAGAUGUGCACAAGUCUCUGGACAGCUUUGCAGCUGGCUUGGCGAAAGCAAUUGAGAGCGAUGCCAAGCUGCAUCUCUUCGGGGAGAAAACUCUGAUCCCCAGCAACCUACUGAGCGCACGCCACCCACAGCGAGGACCACGCUAUCUGGACGGACAGAGGCUCAGGAUGGAAAGCAUCGACGAAGGAAUAGUGAGGGAUAAUGAGCAGGAAGAUGAAGAAAGCUUCAAUGAUAUCUCUGCAUAGUUUCCUCAUCUGCUGCACCUAAAGCACAGGAUGGGACUCCGCACUGUGCUGACGUCUGCCUGUUGUGGUACACAGUGUACCCAGGAGAUCAUAUACAUUUAUAUAUGCUGUUUGCCGUAUAUAAUUGGCGAACUACAUGGUGUCUUUUGCGUGUUUUACAGAUUCAGAUGAACUACGGUGUGAAUUAACUAUCAUCUCUGGUGUGGAGAGGCUACCUUUUUUGGUUGGGGGGGGAUGACCAAACAGAAAUGUGUGAUGGGGAAAAUGUUCCAUAAGAAAAAUGAGUUUGUUGCUUUCCCUCAGCUAAAGUAUGCUUUUGUACAAUAUAGUGGUAUUGUAACAAGAAAAGAAACUUGAUAUAUGUUUGGUUCUAUGCUCAUGUGCCUAGUUAUUUGUUUUCUAAGGCAGCCAUAACCACUAUAUUUAGUAGCUUAUCUUAAUGGACUAGUGCACAUGCUGUAUGUACUUGUCCUUGAUCAUCUUUGUAUAAAGAUCCUGAAAUGUGCUUUUUAAUUUUUUUUUUUUUUUUUUACAUGCAGACAUAUUACAGAUACCAUUACUUCCAUUGUAAAAAGCAGCCAUGAUGCAAUUAACUGUAUUAACAUCUGUUAUUUAUAAGAUAAUGUAGUUAAAAUACUUGACUCAUACUCUUCUGAAUAGGGUUGUUCUGCCUAUAGAUCUUGUGAUGCCUUAGUUUGUACAUGGCUUGUUACUAUGCAUAACAAAUUUCAUUAACAGUAUUGGAAUGCAGGAAAAGCAGUGUCUUUCAAUUGCACUUGAAAACGGUACAUGACAUCUGAAGUUCGGUACUUUUUUUCUAUUGCUCUUUUGUAGCUGAUUACCAAUGCUGUUUGUCUUAACUGCAUCUUGAGAAAAGAGCAGUGUGGUAUGCAUUCCUGUGGAAUGUUUGGAGAAAAUGCAUUAUGCAUUUUUAUACCAAUCAGUGUUCAUGUGCUAUACAUUUAUCAUGAUAAAGCAAUGCCAUAUAGAUUGGGAAUUUCUUGCAAUGAUUUAUUGUGAUCAAAAAGAACAUUUUGAUUAUCGAUUUCAAAUUGUGUCAUUAAAUCCUUUAAAAGGUUCUUUUAAAAAUGCAUUUAGUGUCCAUAUUUAUCACAGCACAUUCAAUACCAUAAAUAUUCAUUUUCUCCGUUACACUUUUGUUUCUUUCAAAUGCAACUAAAACUCAUGAUUGCGGACCUGGUGGAUGAACGGGGCAGCUUGCAUUUCUAAAUGGUGUGAAAUGACGUGUACAAAGCGCCACAGGGGAUGGGGGGAGGGAGGAUGAGCUGUAGCCUGCCUCUCUAUAAUCAACGUCCACUUAGCACAGCACUCUGGCCAGCAGCUGCCAAAACAUACACCGUCUGUCCUGUUAGCCGACAGCCGAAGCAAGCCGUGAUCUACCAGCCAUUAGUAAGAACGGUUUGAGUAGACAGCUGCUGUUGAUCAAAUUCACAAAACUGACACAUCUGCCCACUCACAUUGCACUCUGCACAUUCAGUCCACUGUAAUACAGCUAUGUCUGGAUCCCUCAGUAGGGCACACUGAUAUGAAACCUCACUAACUGCUGAUCCUGAUCUGGAGGGGGUGGCUGGCAUUUGAGUCCAUCAAGCAGGUUUCGUGGAAGAGCAAAAAGGAAUCAUAGAAAGCCUGUCUGCCUUUACACAAACUGCACACUGACUAGAAGGAAAACUAGAUUUUCAACAACAAAAACAAAGCAUGAUUUCAUGUCUGACAUGCAUGCAACUGCAGGUAUACAACAUUUGAAUUCUUUUCCUGAUACAAUGCUACAAUAAAAAGAACCAAACCUAACAAUGACCAAAGCUCAAUCAUGUGCGCAACAAAAAUAUUGCACUUAAAUAUUCUCAGACCUGUCACCUACACUCCUCUUCUCAUGUGCGCAUUGCCCUUGUUUGCUUUUUAUUCGUUUUCACAGACGUUUAAUCUCAUUUGGGGUGAUCAGUAGGAAAGUCAUCUUUAAAAAAAGAAUACUAAAAAUUGAUCUAACAAGGGAGUAUUCUAUAUAAUUGCCUGUACAAAUCUCAAAUAUUUGACUGUUUCAAAACAAAGAAACAGCUUGUUUAAAAAAAAAAAAAAA